CCAGGAUGGGGGCCAUGUCUUUCUGGGCCUUGGGCCUCCUGAUGCUCCAGGUGCUGCUUUUUGUGGCUGGGGAACAGAGCACACAGGACAGCACCGCUGCUGCCGCUGCCGCCAGUGAGAAAGGGCUCCACAUGCAGAAGGUGGGAUCUGGGUCGGUGCGGGCCACGCUGGCAGAGCUGGUGGCCCUGCCCUGUCUCUUCACCCUGUGGCCAUGGCCGAAUGCAGCCCGAGAAGCCCCUCGGAUCAAGUGGACCAAGGUGCGGACUGCAUCAGGCCAGCGGCAGGACUUGCCCAUCCUGGUGGCCAAGGACAACGUGAUUCGAGUGGCCAAGGGCUGGCAGGGACGUGUGUCACUGCCCGCCUACCCCCAGCACCGGGCCAACGCCACGCUGCUACUGGGGCCGCUGAGAGCCAGCGACUCUGGGCUCUACCGCUGCCAGGUGGUGAGGGGCAUCGAGGAUGAGCAGGACCUGGUGCCCUUGGAGGUGACGGGUGUCGUGUUCCACUACCGGGCAGCCCAGGAUCGCUAUGCGCUGACCUUCGCAGAGGCCCAGGAGGCCUGCCGUCUCAGCUCGGCCACCAUUGCAGCCCCGCGGCACCUGCAGGCUGCCUUUGAGGAUGGCUUUGACAACUGUGACGCUGGGUGGCUCUCUGACCGCACUGUUCGGUAUCCUAUCACUCAAUCCCGUCCUGGUUGCUACGGUGACCGUAGCAGCCUUCCAGGGGUGAGGAGCUAUGGGAGGCGUGACCCACGGGAACUCUAUGAUGUGUAUUGCUUUGCCCGUGAGCUGGGGGGCGAGGUCUUCUAUGUGGGCCCGGCCCGCCGCCUGACGCUGGCCGGCGCGCGUGCCCAGUGCCGCCGCCAGGGCGCCGCGCUGGCCUCGGUGGGACAGCUGCACCUGGCCUGGCACGAGGGCCUGGAUCAGUGCGACCCGGGCUGGCUGGCCGACGGCAGCGUGCGCUACCCCAUCCAGACGCCGCGCCGGCGCUGCGGGGGCCCCGCCCCGGGCGUGCGCACUGUCUACCGCUUCGCCAACCGCACCGGCUUCCCGGCGCCCGGAGCGCGCUUCGAUGCCUACUGCUUCCGAGCUCAUCACUCUACACCACAACAUGGAGACCCAGAGACCCCCUCCUCUGGGGAUGAGGGGGAGAUUUUGUCUGCCGAAGGGCCCCCAGCCCAAGAACUGGAGCUCAGCCUGGGGGAGGAGGAGGUGGUCACCCCUGACUUCCAGGAGCCUCUGGUGUCCAGUGGGGAGGAAGAGACUCCGCUCUUGGCAGAGAAGCAGCAGUCUCAAGAGACGCCCAGCCCUGCCCCUGGGGGCCCCAUGCCAGCCUCAAAGCCUGCCCAGGAGGCUGAGGAGAUAUGGCUGAGCACCGAAGCCCCCAGCCGCAGCAGCGUGGAGGCAGGCACUGAGGGAGACACACACAGGGAGGCAACCCCAGCCGGCCCUACGCCUAGGAAGAGGGGCCCCUUUAAAGGGUUGAAUGGGCGCCACUUCCAGCAGCAGGAACCCCAGCAAGAGCUGGACGGGGGGCUCAAGGCCAGUGCCCAGCCCCCUAGCUCAGAGGCUGCUGGGAAUCAUGUGGAGCCUCCCCUGGCCACGGAAGCCACAGAUGACUUGAGGAGUGGCUGGAGCCAAAGCCCCUGGGCGGUGCUGACUAAUGAGGUGGAUGUACCUGGAGCUGGUUCCCUUGGUGGCAGGAGCUCCCCAGAGCUCUGGCUGUGGCCCCCAACCGUGGUCCCACCCAGCAUCCCAGGCCCCAGCAGGGCCCUUGGCCUGGAGCUAGAGGAAGCCAGGGGCCCCACUGUGAGGCCAGCCACCCCCAACCUGCCCUGGUCCCCCAUGGAGAUCACUGCCCUGGCUCCCAGCCCCUCAGAGGGCCCCAGCACUGCCUCCUGGGAAGCGUCCUCCAUGGUCACUUCCCCAGACCUCCCUGUCAUGGCCAUGCUUCGUGCCCCCAAACUGGGGCUACUAUCACAGCCUACACCCCUCCCCACCCAGGCCAAUGGGAUCAAGGAGCAUAGUGAGGCCAUAGCCGCUGCCCCACCCUCCCCUACCUCAGACACCGAGGCCAGCCCCCAGGACCCCAUCCAUCCAGAGGUGUAUUCCUUGCCCCUCUCCUCGGGCCUGAAAGAACAGGGUGGAGAGGCCAUGUCCCCCACACUCAGUGGCCACGGAGCAGGAACUCCCACAGCCCCUUUGCAGGCAGCCACAGGCACACAAGGUGGAGCCAGUCCCAACUCCCCCAGUGCAGACUUUGCAGAAACUGGAGGGACUAGCCCUACUAGGCUCAGCAAAGCUGAGCACCCCAGACCCAGCCCACAGGCUUCUGUGGGUGGGAAUGUGGUGGCAGAUUUCAUCCCCAUUGAAACUGCCACUGGGCCCACGGGAAUGAGUGGCAUCUUGGGGUCUGAGUCUGGGGUCUUCAGCACAGCAGAGAGCCCCACUUUCAGCUCCCAGGCCAUGGUGGAUGAGGUGCAGGGCACGGGGCCCUCACUGCACAUUGAAGGGCUGGACCUCCGCCCCCCAUUUUCAUCCUCAGGGGGCCCCAGAGUCUCCUUGAUGCCCAGGGUCACCACAAGUUUGGAGCCUUGGGGUACUAUAGAUGGAGAAACCACAGUGGAUCCCAUGGAUUCCAUAGCCACUCUGGACCCCAGCAAUGCUGGUGGGACUUGGGAACCUGGAUCCUAUGUGGUUGAGGGAGCUGAAAGCCCCACCUUGAGCCCUCAAGUGGCUGUGGAUACAAGUGUGGUGACCUCCCUGGACCGGGGAGACAAGUUUAGGGCCCUGGCCACGUCCACAAUGGCCUCCUCAAGCUCCCAGUCCCACCCAGAGCUUGAGGGCCAGAUGGUGACCCAGGGAACACUGGGAGCCUUGGCCCCUCCGCAUGACGGCAGCCCCCCAGGGGAGCCCACUCCUCCUCCUUGGACAGCGACGGCAGCCAGCAUGGACGAGCCUGUCUCAGUUUCCUCAGGGGAGCCUACAGUGCCAUGGGACUCCCACAGCACCCUGCUGCCUGUCUCCCUGGGCCCAGAGGAGUUUGAGCUGGAGGUCCUGGCAGGGAGCCCAGGUGUGGAGGGCUUCUGGGAGGAGGCAGCAAGUGGAGAGGAGCUGGCCCUGCCAGGGACCCCUGCAAAUGGGAAUGCAGUGGAGGCCCCCUCGGAUCCCUGUGAGAACAACCCUUGCCUGCAUGGGGGCACCUGUAAAGCCAAUGACACCAUGUACGGGUGUAGCUGUGACCAGGGCUUCACCGGGGAGAACUGCGAGAUUGAUAUCGACGACUGUGUCUCCAGCCCCUGUGAGAACGGAGGCACCUGCAUCGACGAGGUCAACACCUUUGUCUGCCUUUGCCUCCCCAGCUACGGGGGCAGCCUCUGUGAGAAAGACACAGAGGGCUGUGACCCAGGCUGGCAGAAGUUCCAGGGCCACUGCUACCGCUACUUUGCCCAUCGGCGGGCGUGGGAGGACGCCGAGAGGGACUGCCGCCGCCGAGCCGGCCACCUGACCAGCAUCCACUCACCUGAGGAACACGGCUUCAUUAACAGCUUCGGGCGUGAAAACACGUGGAUCGGCCUGAACGACAGGAUCGUGGAGAGGGAUUUCCAAUGGACGGACAACACGGGGCUGCAAUAUGAGAACUGGCGAGAGAAGCAGCCUGACAAUUUCUUCGCGGGUGGGGAGGACUGUGUGGUGAUGGUGGCACAUGAGAGCGGGCGCUGGAACGACGUUCCCUGCAACUAUAACCUCCCCUAUGUGUGUAAGAAGGGCACAGUGCUGUGUGGUCCCCCUCCAGCAGUGGAGAACGCCUCGCCCAUUGGUGCCCGCAAGGCCAAAUAUAAUGUCCAUGCCACUGUACGCUACCAGUGCAAUGAAGGGUUUGCCCAGCACCAUGUGGCCAUCAUCCGGUGCCGGAGCAAUGGCAAGUGGGACCGGCCCCAAAUUGUCUGCACCAAACCCAGACGGUCCCAUCGAAUGCGGCGACACCAUCACCACCACCAACACCACCACCAGCAUCGCCACCACAAAUCACGCAAGGAGCGCAGAAAACACAAGAAAUACCCAGUGGAGGACUGGGAGAAGGAAGAAGGAAAUUUCUGCUGAAGAACCAGGCGCAAGAAAGCACAACCCCCUUCCCACACCUCCUCUGGAGCUUUCACCUGGGGAGACAGAGCCCAGAGAGAAACAAGAGGGUCUGGAAGCCCCUGAGCCCCAAACCACAUCCCCCUACACAUAAUCCUUUGUAAAAAGCUCCUCUCUCCUCUUUCUUACAUAUACAGGUCCUCUUGGCAGGCGUAGCCACGUGUCUGAAAAUCCAGUUCCAGUCAGGCUGAACUGUGGGAGCAUCUCCCACUGGAGGGAAGCACAAUAGGCAAAGAUCAUUCUUUGCACUGGUUUAGUCUUUUGUUGACAAGGCGGAUCGCCACACUUGUUCAAAUAAGGGUUUGAUGAGAGUGCAAGAGUGUAUGUUUGGAUUCACACUAAUGAAUUGCUUUUCACACCAGAGAUUCAGGCUUAGUAAAUUGUCAGAUGUCCUAAGUGCAGCCUGAAGCCUUUGGUUAAGGUCAUAGGCUCUGGGAGUAGAAAUCUACAUGGAAGCACACUGCUGGAACGUGACACCUGCUCGUCCUUCACCUUGGGCUUCAGCCCAAGUUCGGUCUUUGGUCUUGGUGGAUAAACAGAGUGUGGAACUCUUAUGUGCUGAAUUUUAGGAAUGUUUUUAGAACAACCUCCCUCUGUGCCCUCAGAGUUAGGGGUCAGAAUUGUCAGAGCAAUAUGUGGGCAAUGGAGGGAAGGUGUAUUGCUUGCCCUCCUAGGUCUAGUCCAGUGCUGAGAUUUGGUGGUUCUGCGUGUGUGGUGAAUCUCACACACACACACAGAGGAGAGGAUGUUUAGGGCUCUACGAGCCCAGAUUUCUUCCCACUCCAUCUCUCAGGGAGACAAAGAACCUCAUUCCUGGACCAAGGAGGUGCCAAGUUUUCUAGCUCAGUGCCCGUACGUCCCCAUCCCUCAAGCAGACAUUGGUAGUGCCCCUGCCCUGGGCCCCGCCCCUGCCCCCCCAUCCCUGUCUCCAUCCAUUGCCUGGAGGACUAGAAACACUUAAAACUUGAAGUAGUGACAUCUACCUGAGGUCAUGUUGUAGAGAGAUGCACAGUGUUAAAACCGAAACACAUACACAUAUUUUUCUCUCAUGGUUUUUAAAUUUUUUAAGUGGGAAAGAACUCCCCUGGCCUUCCUCUCUUCAAUUGGCAACCUGUAAAAUGACUUUCCAAGCUGAAGGUCAGGAUCCAGCUCCCUGAUCUCUGGCAGGAAAGAUCCAGUUUUUCCUCUAUGUUUUGUCCACUCUCAACUCCUCUAGUCUGGGUAAAAUCUGUGGAUUAGUGUUAAAAACCACAGUGGAGAAUGGCCCUCUGCAGGAAACAAAAAUAGGCCAAUAUAUGGUCCAUCUAAGGGUUCAGUAGAAAAAGAAAUGUGUUGACUGUGCCUAUAUCCCUCCUGGGAAGUAAGAAUCAUGGUUGACAACUAUGGAGUAGGUACCAUGCUAGGGACUUACACACUAUCUCCUUGAAUCUUCUCAACAGCCCAGCAACUUAAGAACCAUUAUUUUCCCAUUUUACACAUGAUAAAACUGAGGCUCAGAUAAGGGAAUGGCAGUCGCUCGAAGUCACAGCCAUGACAGGAGUAAGGAUUUGGUCCUGUUUCUGUCUGACUCCAAACACUGCUCUCUACUUUGGGGGAGGGACUGAAACACAAUUGCACGCGCUCUCUCGCACACAGGCAGAUUUAGGAAAAGAUUGAGAAGUGCAAACUAGACUCUCAUCCUUGACCUUGGUUUUCAGUCUUCUCUGCUAUAGACAUCAUCCACUGUUCCACCUUGUGGUUAUUGUUGAGAAAGCCGGGGAUAUAGGUUUGCCUUCUUGCUUUGAAAAUUCUUGGUUUAAGAAGUUUAGUAAUACUAACACAUCUUCAGUCAUCCAUGUCACAAAGAAUUUUUUUUGUUUGGGGAGGGUGCUGGGGAUACAACUUUUUUGGGGGUUCUUGGUUCAUGCUCCCUGCCCUUGGCCCCCUCAGCCUCUUGCCCUGUCCCUGACCCAGCUCCAUGGUGGGAGGGGGCUCCGGUCUUUUCUAAAGUGGGUGGUUUGUCUUUUGGUCUUUCCCUUUGGGAUGUGCGUGUGUGUCUGCGUGUGCCACGUGCGUGGCAUGCGUGUGUGUGUGCACGUGAACAGGUUCAGGGCCUGCUGGUUUUGCGGUGAGCUGCAGUGUUCCGUGGGUCUGUGGUAUCUGACACUGUGGAUAUUAAUGUACUUCUUGGACAUUUUAAUAAAAUUUUUUAACAGUUCA
Ceratotherium simum simum (southern white rhinoceros) is the source of this 6341-nucleotide messenger RNA. RefSeq names its product neurocan (gene NCAN). Gene Ontology annotation, biological process: positive regulation of neuroblast proliferation; central nervous system development; skeletal system development. Gene Ontology annotation, molecular function: hyaluronic acid binding; calcium ion binding. Gene Ontology annotation, cellular component: synapse; perineuronal net. The record is from RefSeq and is a predicted model, not a curated record. Lineage: Eukaryota; Metazoa; Chordata; Mammalia; Perissodactyla; Rhinocerotidae.